CAGAAAAACCAACCAUAAUACAAAGUUAUGAAAGCGUAAAGAAACUUCCUAUGCCUGGUAAAUUCUUUAAUGAAUUUAGGCCAUAUGUAAAUUGUACGCAACUUUUUUGGUUUACGCGACGUAUUCGAAAUAAAAUAUCUCCGAAAUUCCAAGACCUAUUAGGAUUUGCUCCAUCAAUGAAUAAAACGUCGUAUAUUGAUCCCAUUAUACAAUCGAUGCCUAUAUCUACCUUUGGUUCUGUCACCAGCUCUAGUUUUAUAUCACUAAUGGCAAUAUCUCCACUAAAUUAUGUGGUUAAUAUGCAGUCUGAACAAAGAUUAAGAACUUUAUUAAGUACUUUUGGUUUGCUUGGAAGUUUAUGGACUAUUGCAGCAGGGAUCUAUGUUUUUUUGUUCGGUAUUGAUAAACUUAAUCCAUUUGGCUGUGUAGUAAAAUGUCCAUGUUUUCGUCGUAAUGCCUGUAAAAAAUUAAGGUCCACUUUUCCUGUAAUUCCUUUUACAAGCAAUUCUGGAACCCAGAUAGAUAUUUUACAAUUGCAUAAUAGGCUUAAUGCUUUAGAAAUGUUUUUAAAAGAACGUAUAUUUGAUGUUGAUUACUUGCAAGAAGAUGUUGCUAAACAAGAAAAUAAUAACAUGAUGAACAGAAAUAGCAUGAACAGAAAUAGCAUGAACACAAAUAACAUGAAUAGAAAUACUAUGAUAAACAGAAAUGACAUGAUAAACAGAAAUGACAUGAUGAACAGAAAUGACAUGAUGAACAGAAAUGACAUGAUGAACAGAAAUGACACAAACAUUUAUUAUUAUACGUAA
Molecule: messenger RNA, 809 nt
Organism: Dentiscutata heterogama
Lineage: Eukaryota; Fungi; Glomeromycota; Glomeromycetes; Diversisporales; Gigasporaceae
Source: the annotation of a GenBank genome assembly